CGAGUCAAUCCAAUUCAAAUAGGCAGACUUUCAGAACUGCGAUAAUGCCAUCCAGCCACACCGGAUCUGGAUCUGCCUUGGCAAUCAUCGCAACGCAUCCUCUAAUCGCUAAACUACUGCUGCGUCUUGCAUUAAGUUAGAGGAACUGAAGAAGAGGAUCAAAAGAAUUCGUCAGGAAACUGCCAACUUCAGAAGCCGCCACUUCAUUCCCGAGCCUGGCCCAUUUUGAAGUGGUGUCCAGGUCAAGCGUUGAGCAAUGUUUGAGAAGCCUCAAAAUCCCAGUACACAAAGUUGCGGAUCUGGCAGACGACAUUCUGCAAGGCGCGCUCAAAAAUGUUUUGGACUCCUGGUUUUGAUCAAUCAAGGCAAGGCAAUUUCCAGCUUCAUCCGGCACGACACAAUGCAACCUAAUUCGCCUGACUAUCGACUUCCCUGUUCUUUCAGAGACGCUUCAGGAUAUUUUUGACGAAGACGCGGAAACGGUUACCGACUUUCUCGAGACGCAAUGGGAAGUCAUUGUUCCCAUCUUGCGCCCAAGCACGAUUUUCCAAAGGUUCGACCCAAAGACUAUUUUGCCUUUAUUUC
This is a messenger RNA of Lasiosphaeria miniovina, 585 nucleotides long. RefSeq lists its product as uncharacterized. Lineage: Eukaryota; Fungi; Ascomycota; Sordariomycetes; Sordariales; Lasiosphaeriaceae. The record is from RefSeq and is a predicted model, not a curated record. Bases 257 to 466 code for a protein of 69 amino acids. The transcript has a single exon.